AGCCUGUGAGCCAGGUUUGCCCUGAAGCAACACUGUCUACAUGCAGAGAUACAAACCACUGUCCCUGGGGACACCUGGGGAUGUCCUCUCCGAAGAACCUUCCAGCCCAGAGCAUCCACCCCUGGCCUGUCACCAGCGGUGCAGGGACAGGACAUCAGAACAAGCAGGGAGAGGGGCUGCACAAGCACCAAGUGCUGUGUGCGUGGUGGUGAGGGGGAAGUGGGGGGAGAGGGAAAGGAGCAUGGGGUCGAUUCUUGGCUUUCCAGAACGGCUUCGCUCCCUGUUGUACCCAGUUUUUCCUGCCUAGCCAGCAGUGCCUUCUUUUAACGCAACAAAACCAACAAGACACGAAAAAUUAUUGUGGCCACACCCAGGAAUUAGAGGUAUAAGCUUGAAUUUCCCCCUAUGCGACUCCGCUGAACACCAGAAGCAAAUAGCAGUGCUCUGUCUGUGACUGUCAAUGGAAACGGUGCAUUCAUGGAAAUCCACACCAUAAAUGCACAGCUCCAAAAGUGUUAAUACCAAAAGCUUCUGCUCACCUAAGCUUAUCUCAGCCUCACCAGUGGAGCCGGCGCACAGCUUACAGACGCAGCGUUAGCAUGGCUUGGAGCUGCAACACAAAGGUCCAACUAGGUGCAAUGUUUCUCACGCUCUUCGGGUGGGUCUCAUCCUGUGUCACCACUUUUGUGCCACUCUGGAAGAACCUCAACUUGGACUUAAAUGAAUUGGAGAUCUGGACCAUGGGGCUCUGGCAGGUCUGCAUAGUCCAGGAGGAGGGAGCGACGGAGUGCAAAGCCCACGACUCCUUCCUUGCUCUGCCGCUGGAUCUGCGUGUGUCCCGAAUCCUGAUGUGCCUCUCCAAUGGGCUGGGGCUUCUUGGAUUCCUCCUCGCCAGUUUGGGCUUGGACUGCUGGAAAAUAUGUGAAGAAAAACCUGAUCUAAAGAAAUGGCUCCUGCUUGCUGGAGGAGCGGCUUUCGGCACGUCAGGGAUCAUGACCCUGGCGCCGGUCUCCUGGGUCGCCUAUAACACGGUCCUUGAGUUUUGGGAUGAAACCAUUCCCAACAUUGUCCCACGAUGGGAAUUUGGGGAGGCAAUGUUCCUGGGGUGGUUUGCUGGAUUCUUCCUUGCAGCAGGUGGGUUGCUUCUUAUCUACACCACCUGCUUAAACAGGACUGAAACGCCAGACGUACCUUCAGCAGUCUGCCUGCAGCAUCCAGCAAUGGAAGGUCCAGCUGGGAUGUCACCAUGGAGUCACCGCUCACACCCCAAAACCGCAGACCUGGUAAUCUAAGACUUGCAGCACUGUGCCCUGUGCAGCUCCCAGCUGUUUAAAUUUCAGACUGUUCUUGCAAUUUACAGGAUGAUUUGCUAAUUCCUAAGACAGUGUCGCAGCUUUUUUUUUCCUUCCCAUCUGUGUCUGUCUGCUUCACUUUUUUCUCCUUUUUUUCAAAAGAGCAAAAGCUUUUUCUGCAACACUUGCAAACUAAACCUAGUACUGUAAGGCAAGAAGGCAAACACAGAGCAGUAAAGAGCACUUCAUGUUCAUGGUUACAUUUGCAGUAUACUCAGUGAUUAUGCUAUUGCUAGCAUUCCCUGGAAAUCUCCAAUAGUCAGAAAUGUAAUCAUUGUAACACCUAUGUCCAGGCUGAAAAGCUCAUUCUGUGAAUGUCCGUUUCAUUUUGAUGUAUUCAAAAUAAA
Oxyura jamaicensis (ruddy duck) is the source of this 1699-nucleotide messenger RNA. It is a transcript of the gene CLDN25, whose product is annotated as claudin 25. The transcript has a single exon. Lineage: Eukaryota; Metazoa; Chordata; Aves; Anseriformes; Anatidae. Gene Ontology annotation, molecular function: structural molecule activity. Gene Ontology annotation, biological process: bicellular tight junction assembly; cell adhesion. Bases 600 to 1292 code for a protein of 230 amino acids. The record is from RefSeq and is a predicted model, not a curated record. Gene Ontology annotation, cellular component: bicellular tight junction; plasma membrane.